AAGGUUUGACAAAAAAAUGGCCAAAGAGCUACUCAACAAAACAGCAAAAUCUCACCUAUUGUGUCUCUGUCCCCUUAUUUUCUUGUCUUCUUUAACAAACCUUUCACAUUCUUCUUUCUUCUCUCUUCUUUCUUCUUUCUUUAGAGAUUUUCAAUCUUUUCCCUUGGAUUUUCUUCACCAUAUUGGCCAUGGACAAGCACCACCAUCAACUACCUCUAACCAAGUCUACUUCGCGCCAGCGUUAUAACGAAUGGGUAUUUCGAGAUGUUCCUAGUGAUAUAACAAUAGAAGUGGAUGGUGGCAUAUUUUCACUCCACAAGUUUCCCCUUGUUUCGAGAAGCGGACGAAUCCGGAGGCUAGUAGCAGAGCACAGAGAUUCUGAUAUAUCAAGAAUUGAGCUUGUUAGUUUACCAGGUGGAACAGAAUCAUUCGAGCUAGCAGCCAAAUUCUGUUAUGGUGUCAACUUUGAGAUCACAGCAGCAAAUGUUGCUCAGCUUUGUUGCGUAUCCGAUUAUCUCGAGAUGUCAGAGGACUACUCGAAAAACAAUCUCGGUUCAAGAGCUGAAGAAUAUCUUGACAGCAUUGUUUGCAAGAAUCUUGAAAUGUGUGUUGAAGUCUUGAGACAAUGUGAAAACUUACUUCCACUUGCUGAUGAGCUGAAAGUUGUUAGCCGGUGUAUCGAUGCUGUAGCAUCGAAAGCUUGUGUCGAGCAAAUCGCCUCAAGUUUCUCGCGAUUGGAGUAUAGUAUCUCAGGUGGAAGACUACAUAUGAGUAAACAAGCCAAUUGCGAAUUGGACUGGUGGAUUGAGGAUAUUUCAAUGCUUCGUAUCGACUUGUACCAACGUGUCAUAACCGCGAUGAAGUUUCGUGGGGUUAGGCCUGAGAGUAUUGCUGCAUCACUAGUGAACUAUGCACAGAAGGAAUUGAUACAAAAGACCCUUUCUGGUUCAAAUAUCCAAGAAAAACUAGUGGUUGAGACGAUCGUGAGCCUGAUGCCAGUUGAAAAAUUCGUCGUGCCCUUGACCUUUCUUUUUGGAUUGUUGCGAAGUGCAGUGAUGUUAGAUUGCACGGUUGCUUGUAGGCUUGAUCUCGAGAGGCGGAUAGGAUCUCAAUUGGAUACGGCUACCCUGGACGAUAUACUGAUUCCUUCCUUUCGACAUGCUGGUGAUACAUUGUUUGAUGUUGACACAGUGCAUCGAAUAUUGGUUAACUUUUCACAGCAAGAGGGCGAUAGCGAUGAUGAUAUGGAAGAUGUAUCGGUUUUUGAAUCCGAUAGCCCUACUACGACGCCAUCACAAACUGCAUUGUUCAAAGUAUCAAAGUUGGUUGACAAUUACCUAGCUGAAAUUGCACUAGAUGCAAAUCUAAAGCUGAACAAGUUCAUUGCUGUUGCAGAAACAUUACCAGCACAUGCGCGUACUGUCCACGAUGGACUUUAUCGAGCAAUCGACCUUUACCUCAAGGCUCAUCAAACUUUAUCAGAUCCAGACAAGAGGAGACUAUGCAAAUUGAUUGAUUUCCAAAAGCUCUCACAGGAAGCUGGUGCACAGGCUGCACAAAAUGAGCGCCUUCCCCUCCAAUCAAUCGUUCAAGUUCUUUAUUUCGAGCAAUUGAGGCUACGAAACGCCUUGUUUUGUUCGUACCCUGAUGAUGACAUUAAGCCAACGCACCAGUCUUGGAGGAUCAAUAGUGGUGCUCUUAGUGCUGCAAUGUCUCCCAAGGACAAUUAUGCUUCGUUGAGACGAGAAAAUAGAGAGCUAAAACUUGAACUAGCGCGGAUGAGGAUGAGAUUAAAUGACCUGGAAAAAGAUCAUGUUUGUAUGAAGAGGAAUAUGCAAAAAUCUAGCUCGAGACGAUUCAUGAAAUCCUUCUCCAAAAGGAUUGGCAAAAAGUUCAAUAUUUUCGGACAUAAUUUUUCCAGGGAUUGUAGUUCUCCCUCAAGUCAGUCAGAAAGAACUGAAUCUAAAAUAACUGAAAGAACUUGACAAUCGAUGAGGGGAGCCUUGGCGUAGCUGGUAAAGUUGCUGCCAUAUGACCAGGAGGUCACGGGUUCGAGCCGU
Molecule: messenger RNA, 2060 nt
Organism: Nicotiana tabacum (common tobacco)
Lineage: Eukaryota; Viridiplantae; Streptophyta; Magnoliopsida; Solanales; Solanaceae
Product: BTB/POZ domain-containing protein At5g48800-like
Molecular function (GO): protein binding
Source: RefSeq, a predicted model, not a curated record